AUGGAAAGGGACCCCCGGGAGACACCGCUCGACGGGGACCUCCAUUUGGGGCUACCCCCCCAGAGGAGCUUCAAACAAAAUAACAGCUGUGGCAUCGCAGAGGGACGCCUCGUGAAAAAGGGAGUCAGUGCAGCGAAUUCUUUGGCUCAUCGUGAGGAAGAAGAAAGGGGAGAGCAUUCCCUGUAUGGAGGGUGUCACCUGGAUGGAAAUACGAGUAGGCAUCGAAAUGGCCGAAUGGCCGUUGCCAACUUGGGAAGGGGCAACUGUCUAGGAUGUGCAAACUGUCGCAGCGGAGCCGAUCAAGGGGAGUUACCAAAGUGCUGUGAGGAGGUAAAUGGAGAUCAAAACAAGAGAAGGGGUAACCGCACAUGUGAGAAGCCCCAAUGGGAUCGCUCCAAUUUGAAGAGACAAACACAACGUAGUAUUAGUGGUCUUCUUAGACGUGAGGAGAUUCCCCCCCAUUUUAAAACGUCGGAAGUUUUGCAUCACUUAGGGGAAGGGGGAGCUGGCCAAGGAGACGGUCACAGUAGCACCAGUUGGAAUGGCACUGACUACACCAACUUUGAAGACUCAGAUGAAGAGGUUGGCAGUCCUGGGGAUGGGGAGGAGGGAGUUGCCCAAGGGGUAAACUUCGGAACCACGCUGGAAAAUAUCUCCCCAAGCAACAGCCAAGCCGUUCAUAUGAUGGGGAGCGCUUUGGAACAUUAUGGAUGGAGAAGAAAAAAAAAAAAAAAAAAAAAAAAGGAUACACAAUGUAGGGAUGAGCAGGCCAGUGGGGGGGAGUCCGAGCAAGUGCUGCAUAACAUGGCCAACCAGAAGCUGACUGGCACCUCCAUCAUGCUGACCGGGGAGAAGUCCAAAUACAUUUACAAGCUGGUCCCCUUUUUUAAAAACGGGGAGGCGAGGUUCUACAUGAAUGCCUUUGCGGCGUACGACCAAGUGUGCGGGCAGUUCGGGAGGGCCCCCCGGGGGGCCCACAAAGGUGGUGCAUUCGACGAACGUGGCGAGUGCGACCAACGUAACCACCUCGGGGAGAUGCACACCAGCAUGCAGAGCGCCAUGGCCUACUUCCACCUCAUGAACGAGAGGGCGGCGGGCGCCACCCGGAAGAAGCCACCCCGCAGCAGCCCCUGCCAGGGCACCCCACAAGGGGGCCAAGUGGGCGAGGCGAUGGGUGCCCCCCCCAACAGGGCAGCGGUUAUUAGAAGUGCAAACACAAACGGGGCUCAUUUUAGGGAAGACCGCGAAGGGGAAAGCCCCCAAGUGGAGGAAAAUAAAAAUGGAGGAAUGUGUAGCCACUACACCGCGAACACCUCAGAGGAAGCAAAGUUACUGAAGCUGCUGGGUAAGCUUAAACAACCUGUGGAGGAAGGAGAGACAGAAAUCCCCCCCAGUGAAGGCCCACCUGCAUGUGUAGGAAGGGGUGGCAUGUCUUGUCGCUACCCGCAAAGGAGAAGCGGCUGUUACUCCAAAAAAAGGAACACCAGUACGCUGGGCGAUCACCGCAUCUUAGCCUUUUUGGUCAGACAGAAGCUCAUUCCAAAGUGUUACAAUAUAGUGCCCGUGUAUCGGUGCGAGGGGGAAGAGGCGGCCUCCUACUUGGCGGAGACCCCCAAAAUGGGAAGUGGGACCCCAAGUGCAGGCUCCACUGCGGGUUACGUAGCAGGGGUGAGGGGAACCAAGUCGCGUACGGAAGAGCCGCUCCUUAACGGUGGACGUGACGACGUAGCGGUGAGGAGAGAUACUCCUCGUGAAGAGGCCGAGAAGUGGAGGGUCGGGAAGAUGAGCGAUUUUGUGAAGAUGUGCCAUUUUGCGGAGGCAGUCGAAGGGACGCCAGGUGGAGACCCGCCCAAACGCACAGUCCACUUCGCGCUGAAACUGAAAAAAAUCUGCCACUCGAUAGACCACCGACACCAGAACGUGCUUGACCUCAAGCUGGGGUACAACACAUUGAAGGAUAACGACAUACAGUUUAGUGAAAGGCUGAAGGAGGAGAGCGACUCGAUUGAUUGGAGCGAAAAGGAAAAGUAUGUGAAGAGGUGGUCCAGGAUGAAGAAAAACAUACGAAGUGAGCAUCUAAAUACAAGUGAUGAGCACAUCAUAGAGCUGUCUGCGAGGGACUUGGGCCUCCCCCCCUCCUUCUUCAGCUACGACAAUCAGGAGAUUUACUGCCUUUUAAAAUCCUGGAAGCAAGAAAUUACUGCGCGUAUGACCACGCAGAGGAGGCUAGGGUUUCGUAUAUGCGCUCUGGUCUGUGGAGUGACACAGCAGGGGGUGUUGACGGACCAGGGGGUGCGGGAGUUCUACGCGGACUGCGUGGCGAAGUAUGGGUCGCUCACCGAUGGUGGUGCGGGCUGCUGUGGGAGCGAGGAUCAGCAGUGUAGCCAUGGCCGUCCUUGCCAUACAGAGCAGCAUAGCUUCAUUUGCCAUUCCCAGCAACAUCUACACCGAGACGGGGAGAGACCCCCACCCAGCAUCGACCACUGCUACGACCGCGCCCACAACAAGCUGCAAAUCAGCAGAGAUGUGGGACUCCACCUACGGGAGGAGCACGUGCUGUACGCCCUGACCUACUUUUUCAAAAGCAUCGUUUCGAUUGUUCUCCCCAAAUUGAUCAGCUUGAAAGUGUGGCUGGAAGAGCAACGCGUUUAUUCCUUCUGCUCCACCUCCUUGUUAAUAAUAUAUGACCGAAGAAACCCGCAGACGUGUGACAUCAAGUGGAUUGAUUUCACCUAUUCCUUUGACAACACGGUGUCUCCAAGUAGAUAUGAACAGAUGAAAAGUGGGAGGCUCAAUUUGGACAUCCUUUUUGGCGUAAAUAAUUUAAUUAAGUUGUGCAGAACGGUGUUUUUUGAGAGUGAAGUACCGCCAUCCCCAUCGCGUCCGUCGAGCAUUGAGAGGAAGAGGUCCCAUCUGGGGAUACACGAUGAGUUGUGA
Plasmodium vivax (malaria parasite P. vivax) is the source of this 2937-nucleotide messenger RNA. RefSeq lists its product as hypothetical. The transcript has a single exon. Gene Ontology annotation, cellular component: nucleus; cytoplasm. The coding region runs from base 1 to 2937 and encodes 978 amino acids. Lineage: Eukaryota; Apicomplexa; Aconoidasida; Haemosporida; Plasmodiidae. Gene Ontology annotation, molecular function: inositol-1,4,5-trisphosphate 3-kinase activity; inositol tetrakisphosphate kinase activity. The record is from RefSeq and is a predicted model, not a curated record. Gene Ontology annotation, biological process: inositol phosphate biosynthetic process.